Messenger RNA from Lotus japonicus, 3462 nucleotides. RefSeq lists its product as uncharacterized. Bases 1 to 3462 code for a protein of 1153 amino acids. Gene Ontology annotation, molecular function: zinc ion binding; nucleic acid binding. The record is from RefSeq and is a predicted model, not a curated record. NCBI's taxonomy places the organism in Eukaryota, Viridiplantae, Streptophyta, Magnoliopsida, Fabales, Fabaceae. The transcript is spliced from 3 exons.
AUGGCUAGAGCUAUUGAACAACUCACCGCUUUGUUGACCGAACAAGCGAAAAGAGCUGGGAAUGGAGGUGGACACCAACCAGCAGCGGAGGAUGUUUACCACGGAUUGGACAAGUUUCUGAAACGAGAUCCACCAAAGUUUGAAGGGGGUUACAAUCCCGACGGAGCGUAUGAAUGGAUCCGAGAGUUAGAAAGGAUUUAUGAGACGUUGGUAUGUGCUGACCCGCGUAAGGUUGCUUUUGCUAGUUAUUUACUUUCAGGAGAAGCUAGGACAUGGUGGACUGGAGUAAGAGGAAGGAUAACUCCAGCGGAAGGAGCCAUAACCUGGGAGAUCUUUAAGAAUGCGUUUCUGGAAAAGUACUUCCCGGCGGAUGCGAAGGGAAGGAAAGAGAUGAAAUUCUUAGAGUUAAAGCAAGAGAAGUGUAGGAUUUUUGAGAAAAAUGAGAAGUCCAGGAAGGAGUACUUGAAGGGACAAGGUGUUAAUAAGGCACCGAAGAAGAAGGAAGAAAGAAGGAAGCCCUACUUUAGGCCACCCGAGCAAGUGAGAAAUCAGUUCGGAAAUCGAACAGGAGGAUCUGGAUUCCACAACAGGACAAGUGGAUUCAAUCCUAGCAAUCCAUUCUGCGUAAGGUGCCGAAAGAAUGGACACCGCGCUACGGAGUGUAGAGCCGUGUUAGGGGAACAGGCUAGUACACAGGCUAGCGUAAAUGGGAAUCGAAACCCUACCGCUACAACAGGCGAGGGAAGUAGCAAUGGUGCACCGGCACCAAAGGAUAACCGGAAGUUUGGACGACCCGCGAAUAAGGGGAAAGUGUUUGCAAUGACGCUGGAGGAGGCAGUUGAGGCGCCAGAACUUAUCCAAGGUACGUGUUAUGUUAAUAGUUUUCCUUUAAGUAUUUUAUAUGAUUCGGGUGCAACGUAUUCAUUUAUAUCACAAGAGAGGGUCAAACAAUUAGGUAUACCAGUGACAAGUUUGGCAUGGGACUUAGAAGUAAGUACCCCAACUAGAAAUACUUGUAGAACCUCGAAGGUUUGUAGAGACUGUAGGUUAGAAACCUUAGGAAGAACCUUUAGGCAAGACUUAGUGUGCUUACCCUUAGAAGGAUUAGAAGUAGUAUUAGGAACAGAUUGGCUAGCGGCCAACGAUGCAACUCUGAACUUUAGGAGGAAGACGGUUACUUUUGGGACUAGCGAAGGAGACUCUCAGCGGACUAAGCAAACCGAAGAGGUAGGAAAAGCGCCCGAGAGCGAAUCGAACGUACUUUUAGAAGCACUAGAUGAGGAUAUGGACGACUUAGGUAUAGAAGGGAUACCCGUAGCAAGGGAGUUUCUCGACGUUUUCCCUGAGGAAGUGUCUGAGUUACCACCAGAAAGAGAAGUCGAGUUCUCUAUAGACUUAGUUCCUGGAACGGGACCUAUCUCUAUAGCCCCGUAUAGGAUGUCACCGGUGGAACUAGCGGAGUUGAAGAAGCAAGUGGAGGAGCUUAUGGAUAAGAAGUUUGUGCGGCCGAGUGUAUCCCCUUGGGGAGCACCAAUUCUUUUGGUAAAGAAGAAAGAUGGUGGCAUGAGGUUAUGCGUAGAAUAUCGGCAACUAAACAAGGUGACGAUCAAGAAUAAGUACCCAUUGCCUAGGAUUGAUGAUUUGAUGGAUCAGUUAAGAGGAGCUGAAGUCUUCUCCAAGAUAGAUCUACGAUCCGGAUACCAUCAAAUUCGAGUGAAGAAGGAAGACGUACCGAAGACGGCCUUUCGGAGAAGAUAUGGGCAUUAUGAGUAUUUAGUUAUGCCGUUCGGAGUGACUAAUGCACCUGCGAUAUUCAUGGACUACAUGAAUCGUAUCUUUAACCCGUAUCUCGACAUGUUUGUUGUGGUCUUCAUUGAUGAUAUUCUGAUCUACUCGAGGAGCAAGCGAGAACAUGAAGAACACCUCCGAAUAGUAUUGGGAAUACUAAGAGAAUGGCAGUUGUACGCCAAGCUAUCCAAGUGUGAAUUUUGGUUAGAAUCUGUGCAAUUUUUAGGACACGUGGUGAGUAAGGCAGGAAUAGCGGUCGACCCUGCGAAGGUAAAGGCAGUUGACUCAUGGGAAGCACCCAAGACGGUUACGGAAGUGAGAAGUUUUCUCAGACUGGCAGGAUAUUACCGGCGAUUCAUCGAAGGAUUUUCCAAGAUCUUGAUGCCAUUAACCAAUUUAACAAAAAAGGAUCAGCCUUAUAAAUGGACGCCAGAGUGCGAAGCGAGCUUUAAGGAACUCAAGAAAAGGCUAACUACGUCACCGAUUUUUGUAUUGCCCGAUCCCGCAAAGGAAUUUGAAGUGUAUUGUGACGCGUCAAAGAUGGGACUAGGAUGCGUGCUAAUGCAAGAACGGAAAGUAGUAGCGUACGCAUCAAGACAACUUAGACCUCAUGAAGUGAAUUACCCUACUCAUGACCUGGAGCUAGCAGCAGUAGUGUUUGCGCUCAAGAUCUGGAGACACCACUUGUAUGGUGCGAACUUCACGGUGUUUAGCUAUCAUAAGAGUCUGAAGUAUCUAUUUGACCAAAAGGAGUUGAAUAUGAGACAAAGGAGAUGGGUAGAAUUCUUGAAGGAUUACGAUUUCAAGUUACAGUACCACCCAGGAAAAGCAAAUGUGAUAGCAGAUGCGCUGAGUAGGAAGAGCUUGCACGUCUCAGUGAUGAUGAAAGAGGAACUGAAGCUAUUGGAAGCGUUCAGAGACCUGAACCUAGCUGUGAAACUGCGACCAAAGCAGAUGAAGUUCGGUAUGGUUGUGGUAACAAGCGAAUUUCUAGAGGAAAUUAAGCGAAGUCAAGAGGAAGACCAGGAUUUUCUAGAGCAGAUGAGAAAAAUGAAGGAAAGGAUGACAGCAACAAUGGCUAGAGCUAUUGAACAACUCACCGCUUUGUUGACCGAACAAGCGAAAAGAGCUGGGAAUGGAGGUGGACACCAACCAGCAGCGGAGGAUGUUUACCACGGAUUGGACAAGUUUCUGAAACGAGAUCCACCAAAGUUUGAAGGGGGUUACAAUCCCGACGGAGCGUAUGAAUGGAUCCGAGAGUUAGAAAGGAUUUAUGAGACGUUGGUAUGUGCUGACCCGCGUAAGGUUGCUUUUGCUAGUUAUUUACUUUCAGGAGAAGCUAGGACAUGGUGGACUGGAGUAAGAGGAAGGAUAACUCCAGCGGAAGGAGCCAUAACCUGGGAGAUCUUUAAGAAUGCGUUUCUGGAAAAGUACUUCCCGGCGGAUGCGAAGGGAAGGAAAGAGAUGAAAUUCUUAGAGUUAAAGCAAGGUAUGAUGUCAGUAGGAGAGUAUGCAGCUAAGUUUGAAGAACUGUGUCGGUUCCACCCACAUUAUAGUGCAGCGGCUGAUGAGACCUCAAAGUGUGUCAAGUUUGAAUAUGAACUGAGGCCAGACAUCAGGACUGCUGUGGGACAUGACCAGAUUCAACUUUGCUACUCUGGUAGAGAAGUGUAG